UCAGCACCAUUUCGAGUUUUGAAAUAGUCCAAAAGCCUCUCUCUCUCCUAAAAUUACGCCUCCAUUGAGCUCCCGGUUCGCCCUUUCCCCAAAUCCACAGCGCUCUCUCUCUCCCCUCCUGCUUUCUUCUACUGCAUCCUAGUGACCAAACUCGUUGGGAACCUAACGGGCUUCUGCUUUCUUCCUCGGCACUCGCAACAAUCGUCUGCACGAAUCGUGCGUUUGUGUUCACGAUGGAUUGCUCACGUUCUCGGCCUCCGAUUUUGGUACUUCUGCUGGUUUUCUUGCUUUCCGUUGAGAGCUCUUGGUCGCAGCAAGUCAUGCCGCCGGCGCCGACGGCCGCUCCCACCCCUGCGCCUGCCCCUGCUCCGUCGCCGGAGUCCUUAUGCAAUGGGAUAUUCCUCUCUUACGUCCUCGAGCAGCGGGAGAGGAUACACCCCUUCACAAGCAACCCAGCGGACCAGCCCUACUCCUUCCGCGCCACCGCCACCGUCCUCAACCACGGCACCGCUGACCUCGUCGCCUGGACGCUCCUCGUCCCGUUCCGUCACCGCGAGCUCCUCGUUUCCGUCGACGGCGGUGUUCUCGCCAACGCUUCUAGCUCCGUUCUACCCUACAACACCACUCUCGAUGCUAAUGUUACUGCCUUCUCCGGCUACCCCAACGCCGAUCUGAAGACCCCGAUCGAGACGGCCAACGAUCUGUCGCAGAUCCAAACUAAGAUUUCCUUCGUCGGGACCCUCUUUGGCUCUCCGUCCCCGGCAGUGCCUCUGCCGGAGUUUCUUGAUCUUGAUGACCCCUCUUACAUUUGCGCGCAGCUGCCCGGCUUCAAUGACUCCGGCUCCGUCCAGAGGUGCUGCCGCCCGGACCCUAAUUAUGUUCCCAAGCCAGUGAACGCCACCGGCUUCCUAGAGCGCCAAUCCGGGGACCUGACCAUCACCUACGAUGUGCUGCAGUCCUACGGUGACAGCUACCUCGCCCUCGUCACCAUCGAAAACCAUAACCCCCUCGGCCGCCUCGACAACUGGGAGCUCUCAUGGGAGUGGGCUCGCGACGAGUUCAUCCUCUCCAUGAAGGGCGCGUACCCGACCGUCGUUGACGCUUCCGGUUGCAUCUUCGGCAAGCAGGGACAAUACUACCAGAACUUUGACUUCACCAAGGUGCUCAGCUGCAAGCAGAAACCCACCAUCUCUGACCUAUCGCCGUGGCGGUACAACGACACCGAUCUUGGCCGCAUCCCUCACUGCUGCCGCAACGGGACCCUUCUUCCACCAGAGAUGGACCCUGAGCAGUCCGUCUCGGCCUUCCAGAUCCAGGUGCAAAAGAUGCCACCCGAUGUCAACCGCUCCGUCCUCUUCCCUCCGGUCAACUGGAACAUCUCCGGCUCCGGUCUCAACCCCAACUACCAGUGCGGUCAGCCAAUUCGUGUCAGCCCUGCUCAGUUCCCCGAUCCGAGCGGCAUCGACUCGGAGAGCCUCGCGCUCGCCAGUUGGCAGGUGGUCUGCAACAUCACCCGGCCCAAGAGCGCCAGUCCCAAGUGCUGCGUCUCCUUCUCCGCCUUCUACAACGACUCCGUCGUCCCCUGCAAAACCUGCGCCUGCGGGUGCUCCGCCAGUAGCCGCGCCCAGACCUGCAACGUCUCCGCCCCGGGGAUCCUCCUCCCGCCCGAAUCCCUCCUGGUGCCAUUCGAUAACCGGACGGAAAAAGCCCUCGCCUGGGCGCAGAUCAAGCACUACAACGUUCCCUCCCCCUUGCCCUGCGCCGACAACUGCGGCCUCAGCAUCAACUGGCACGUCCUCACCAACUACCAGAAGGGGUGGUCGGCCAGGGUGACGCUGUUCAACUGGGGCGAGGACCAGUUCGCAGACUGGUUCAUGGCCGCCAAAUUGGACAAGGCAUAUCCAGGUUACGAGCAGUUGUACUCCUUCAACGGGACCAAGAUGGACGACGACACCAUCUUCAUCGUGGGCAAUCCCGGACUCAACUAUCUGAACGGGGAAACGAACGGCAACAGCUACAGCGACCCCAGAGUGCCGGGAAAGCAACAGUCUGUGAUAUCAUUCACGAAGAAGUCAACACCGGGCAUCGAAAUCCUAGCUGGGGACGGCUACCCUUCGAAGGUCUACUUCAACGGGGAGGAGUGCUCAAUGCCGGACAUGUUUCCUACCAGUUGGGCAUUCAGGAGUCGCCGUCCUGGAACCUUCACUGCUUUGGGCUUCCUUCUCCUCGUUGCAUCUCUCCUUUUCUUGCUUCAGUAGCUACCACUUCCAGCUGCCAUUUCCUUGAUUCUUUCAGUGACCUCGCACCCAAUUGCCCGUUUGACAAUUGGAACAGACCACAGGUACAAACGCAUACAAAAGGUUAGAUUUUUCUCAUACAAUUGUUGCACGAUAUCUAUUUUGUCAGAAGAUUAUGUAUUGUGUGGCCCCUUAUGGUCACUGUUGUAACUAGACUUGAUUGUUUUAGUUUAUGGACUUCACUCGUUUUGCUCCA
This is a messenger RNA of Zingiber officinale, 2493 nucleotides long. Its product is annotated as COBRA-like protein 7. The transcript has a single exon. The record is from RefSeq and is a predicted model, not a curated record. Gene Ontology annotation, cellular component: membrane. Bases 234 to 2258 code for a protein of 674 amino acids. Gene Ontology annotation, biological process: cellulose microfibril organization. Lineage: Eukaryota; Viridiplantae; Streptophyta; Magnoliopsida; Zingiberales; Zingiberaceae.